Molecule: messenger RNA, 2035 nt
Organism: Cercospora beticola
Lineage: Eukaryota; Fungi; Ascomycota; Dothideomycetes; Mycosphaerellales; Mycosphaerellaceae
Source: RefSeq, a predicted model, not a curated record
GGGUUUUGCAAUUGCGCAAAAGUGUCGGAAUCCCAAAUGUCCAGGUAUGGCGUUAGGUGUACGCAGUUCGUAGACUCCUAGAUUGCGACGAUCGGCGAGCUACCCCGUCUUUUUUUAUCCUCAGGAAUUGGCUUCCGUACAGUGGACCGGAGCACAGUGGCUUAGGAGAUGUGCCAAGGCCACUCAAAGCAAGCGUGCAACUCCUCACAGCAAGGCAGCGACCCAUCACCCUUCUCAUCCCUUGCAAAGACUCCGUUUGGAGCCCGAUGCGAUCGCUUUCUCGACGGCCGAUGGCAGCAUAGCAAUCAGCCAAGUGCGCAAGUUGCAUGACAACCCACUCCCGGCCCCGUUCAACAUGCUGGCCAGCGUAGCCGUUCAGCCUUCAGGGAGGGCAUGGCGCCUUCUAUUGCUGGCCAGUGUAUUGCUGCCCGCAAUCGUUAUAUAUACCGUAUGGUAUGGCAUGAAUUCUGACAAGGACGAUAUACCAGCCAUCCUUACCCAACUCAUACCCGCGGGACACGCCACAUGUCAGCAAGCCACCCUGUUUCAGUGCCAGUCUUGUCUGGAGCAACAAUAUGCGGUCAACGAAAGCGACCACUCAACCUGGAAUUAUCAGUAUUGGCGAGAUUCUCGAGACGACGGACUGAGUGAGCAACAGUGCAAUGCAGCCUUUCCUGGCCUCUACGAAGACAUUCUCCAGGGUACACAGUACUGGCAGCAGAAACGCCAGACGAAAAUCACAGCUGCGAUGCUUGAUCAUAUCGACAUGAAGAAUGGAAUGACGAGAGCGAUGAUCUAUGAAGGCGACUUGUACGUCCUUCAGACCAAGUCCACCGGCGAGGAUCACCGAAGAAAAGUUGUUGCUAUCCUGAGUUCAUUACACCGAGCAGUAGCUGGGAUUGCCGACCGCAGAAGUCUACCAAAUGUCGAAUUCAUCUUUUCGGUCGAGGACAAGGCCUCCGAUGUGACAGGUCGCCGGACUGAACCACUUUGGGUCGUUGCGCGAAAAGCCCACGAGCAGUCCUUCUUCCUCGUGCCCGAUUUUGGCUUCUGGGCUUGGGACAACAUCAUCAAGGGGAAGAACAAUGAGGUCGGUCCAUAUGACGAGGUCAUCCGAAAGGCGGUCGUUAUCGAAGAAGGAAUGAACUUCGUCGAUAAGAACCCUCAGCUUGUAUGGCGCGGCAAAUUGAGCUUCACACCCAAGUUAAGGCGGGGACUUCUGGAUGCCGCACGAGGAAAGGAAUGGAGCGAUGUCAAGGAGAUUAACUGGGACGUCAAGCAGAACUUCCUAUCGCUUGAUGAGCACUGCAAGUACAUGUUCAUCGCACAUGUCGAAGGCCGCUCUUACUCAGCUUCAUUGAAGUAUCGACAGGCAUGUCGAUCGGUCAUUGUUGCUCACAAGUUACAGUACAUCCAACACUUUCACUAUCUCCUCGUUGCCGAUGGUCCGCAGCAAAACUUCGUUCAGGUCGAGCGCGAUUUCUCGGAUCUGGCGCCAAAGAUUGAGGAACUCAUCGCCAACCCACUCAAGGCGAAAGAGAUUGCAGACAACAGCGUUCGCACUUUUCGAGAGCGAUACCUGACACCCGCUGCCGAAGCUUGCUACUGGCGCGCGCUGGUUCGUGCGUACGGUACUGUCAGUGAAGAGGCGAAUAUAUGGCAAGAUCCCGGUACAGGGAAAGUAAAACGUGGUUUGAGGUACGAGACAUUCCUUCUGCUCUCCAGCGAGGAGAUGUUAGAUUUCGCUGCAGUCGAGCAAUGAGGAGAAUGGCAUAUCGGAGAAAUUUCCAAGGAUCGCAUCCGGCGCAAAGUCGUGCAUACGGCAUCUAAUUUAUUGCGAUCACUAAUCAUACCAGUCGUUGAGCGCGGCAUCGCUUGCGAGAGUCGCACAAAUACAACCGGAGAAGACACUCUUUCUGUACAGUGCGUCGAAACAAGUCGGUAGCAGGGAAGCCUGGGCACGAAAGCAGUUGCAGCGUGCAAGGCGGCGCAGUCGAAAGCUCCAGCAGAGCAGAAAGAACCGCGAGGCACCAGC